AAAUAGGCCAUGAAUUAAAAAAGAAGGGUUUUACUUAUUUUUAUAUUUCCGUGUUUUUUUCAUAAAUUGGAGCAAUCGCCUUUGCUAAUUUCAAAUUAAUAAGUUCACCUUCUAACGAAACAACCAUGGAUCUGAAAACAUUUGCGGAAGAUGAUUUUGAUCCAAAAAAGUGGAUUAAUAACGCAUGGAGCACUAGUGGAAAUCAAGAGAAAGAGGUAUUUCUUGCUAAUGCAGUGUCAAGGUUACAGCUUUACAUGAAACAGCUGACAAAUUCAUUGGAUGAGACAACUACACAGAUUGUUUCAUCGAUCCCUCGCGUGCUUCAAGAGGCGUCGUCGCUGCACCAGGAGGGUGCGCUACUGCAACAGCAAUUAGAGUCGUUACAGGAGAUGGCGCGAGGGGUGGAGCAACAAACGGGGCAUUCCAUACAGAGCUUGCAUAGAAUAGAUUAUUUGAAGACCAAGCUUGAGAACGCUGCAUCGGCAUUGCGGGAAGCGGAUAAAUGGACAGCAUUAGCGAUUGCAUUGGAAGAUAUUUUGGAAGCGGGCGUACCAACAGAACCCGAAAAGUUAGCACAGUUGGCAGAACAAGUGACAGCCAUGACGGCCAGCUUGGAGGUAUUAAGCGAUGCUCCCGAUUAUGAGAACAAGAGGGUACAAUUAGAGACAUUAUACAACAGACUGGAAGUGGCUAUAACCUCACCGCUUAUAGAAGCACUUACUCAAAUGAAUGCAUCUAAGACGUCUUCGUAUGUAUCUGUAUUCGCGGGCAUGUCUCGUCACAAGUCUGUGUUUGGUUGUUGGGCGCGAGCGGGAGCGGGUAGAGUGGCGGCCGCGUGGCGGAGAUUAGAGGCGCCCUCUACCGCUAAUCUAGUCUCACUACUCGCACCCGAUGCUUCUACACAGUUGGAUUGGCUAACGAACGUCUUGAAGUGUGACACACCGUUGGCAGAGUUACUUAAACUAUACACAGGUGUGAUGAUGUCUCUGGAACCGUCACCCACGAAGGUCGUUUCUGCCAAUCUAAAAUUAUGCUCCACGCCAGAGGAGGGUAUACUGAUGUUGACAGAUUUGAGGAGCGAUAUCGACGGACUUAUUAACUGUGUAAAGGCAGUUAUAGACGCGCCGAGGCAAAAUAAAGAGAUUAUCCCACCGGUAGUUAUCAAAGAAUUCGGUCGAGCUGCGUACGCGCCGCUCAGAGAAUCUCUACCAAAAUACACUGAACUACAGACGCAGUUAUUACUAGUAAAUUUGAAAGAUCCACAACUUGAACAGGAUGAUCUUCUAGAACGUUCUCGAGGUUUGCUCUCCAUAGCGGAACGUUGUGAAGGAUGGAUAUCUAACGCGUAUAACCGCUCCAAAAAAAUAGCUGGUGUCGCCGGGUACCCAUACUAUAUAUCAGCUGUAGAUAGUUUGAUAACUGCUGUGACGAAUCUGAUUUCGUCACACAGUCGUCACGUGGAGGCGGCAUUCUUGUCAUCUCUGAAGGAGGGAGACAGUGGCGGAGUGUUGUCUGUCUCUUUCCCCGCGUCGCUUGUACUGGAAGCGGCCGCUGCGACAUUACUAGAUACACUCGCAGAUGUUAGACAAUUAGAUGGAACGGAUGCAGAACCGAAAGAUCAGCACCCGCUAUCAGAGUUGACCGCGUUCCUGUUGGAGGCUGAUGUAAUUCAGCGUCUGCCGACAUUGAGGGCAGAGCCCUGGGGCUCUAUCGCGGCACUGAAGAGGACCAAGGAACAAUUAAGAGGUCUCGGAAAGGCUAUCCUUAGGAAUCCUAUAGACGUUCAGCUCGAUAAAAUCCCACAACUCCCAGUUUGGAAUAACAACGAUGCCCUAUCCACUGAUCUCCCAGAUUUCGCUUUGUCGCCACAGGAAUAUAUUACCGAGAUCGGCCAAUACUUGAUGACGUUACCUCAACAUUUGGAGAUGCACAUAUCCGAAAAACAAGCGCCCUGGCAGUUCCUGUCAGAGGUGUGUACGCAUACUUGUGAAUUGUACGCUGAGAAAAUUCUGAACAUCAGAAAUAUGGAUGCUUUAGGAACCAAACGAUGCCUCACAGAUAUCGUUUAUUUAUCCAGCGUUGUUGAAGAUUUAGGAAGUAAUGUUACUCCGGCACUUAAAAACUUAGAGAAAUCUCUACGAGCCGCUACACCUGGCCAGAGUGAAUGAAAUAUUCCUAUACAUAGAUUAUUAUUGGAAUCAUUCCGUAUUGCUGGUUAAUGUUUAAUUUGUUAUAGUUUUAAGGAGUUAUUAUUUAUAAAAGUUUAUUUUUUAACAAUUUGAAUAGUAUUAAAAAUAUAGAAUUCUU
Diatraea saccharalis (sugarcane borer) is the source of this 2307-nucleotide messenger RNA. The record is from the annotation of a GenBank genome assembly. NCBI's taxonomy places the organism in Eukaryota, Metazoa, Arthropoda, Insecta, Lepidoptera, Crambidae.